Molecule: messenger RNA, 516 nt
Organism: Peronospora matthiolae
Lineage: Eukaryota; Oomycota; Peronosporomycetes; Peronosporales; Peronosporaceae
Source: the annotation of a GenBank genome assembly
AUGUGCAGCCCCACAACAGCCAGUAGCACGAGCACGUGCAUCGUUGAUGACGACACUGGCCAGAAGCGCAGCAUUUACUUGCGUGCGUGGCAGUUUUUGCAGCGUCGACUGCAUCUGCGGCCAAGAGCGUGUUCAUGUCCCGUUGAUAUGGAGAGUCAAGCAACACCAAAGACAGUAGAAGACUCGCUCGUGUCGAGCCAUUGGCAGCACGGUCCUGUAUGGAGAAAGCUUGACACGUGCGAGGAAUGUAGCAAGGAGAUGGGGGAGUCAAUGGCUGCUGAAGUUUCGACGCAACCGAGAUUCAGGACUCAGGCACAACGCAAGGCAGCGCAGAUCACGUGUCACAAUUGUGGACUGCUUUUCUUCCGACCACUCUCGGUUGCAAUGGACACGAGCGCUUUUUGUGGUCUUGACUGCCAGAGCUCAUUCGAGUACCGCCGUCGCUUACAAGAUGCAGUGAACAAGUGCGAAGGUUACCGAGGUUCUAUGAACUGGACACGGAGCAGUGAGCUCUAG